Molecule: messenger RNA, 1232 nt
Organism: Tachysurus vachellii
Lineage: Eukaryota; Metazoa; Chordata; Actinopteri; Siluriformes; Bagridae
Gene: ube2e1
Product: ubiquitin-conjugating enzyme E2E 1
Exons: 6
Coding region: 200-799 (199 amino acids)
Biological process (GO): protein polyubiquitination
Cellular component (GO): nucleus
Molecular function (GO): ubiquitin conjugating enzyme activity
Source: RefSeq, a predicted model, not a curated record
UUUGUUGAACUCGAGGACGGAGAAGGAAAAGUGAAGCGAAUCCCGAGUCGAUUCGUCGCCCAGUCGGUUAUUCGGUUCAGCUUGCUAGCUUUAAUUAGUCACUUGUAGCGUUGUUUAUUGUUUUUGUGUCGAACUGGUUGCCGUUUGUGUCGAGAUAAACAUCGGCUUCAAUUACAGAGCAAACUCAGGGGUCGCGAGGAUGUCAGACGAGGACUCACGUGCCGGCUCUAGUUCUUCCUCCUCUUCAUCUUCAUCGUCCUCUUCGUCCUCCGUCCGUCAGCAGUCGGAGAAAGACACACCUAGCAAGAAACGAGAGACCAAAGCCACCGUGAGCAAAAACUCCAAACUCCUGUCAACCAGCGCCAAAAGGAUUCAGAAAGAGCUAGCUGAUAUCAUGUUGGAUCCUCCACCAAACUGCAGCGCUGGCCCAAAAGGAGACAACAUCUACGAGUGGAGGUCUACCAUCCUGGGUCCUCCAGGCUCUGUGUAUGAAGGAGGAGUCUUCUUCCUCGACAUCGCCUUCACUCCAGACUACCCCUUCAAGCCACCCAAGGUGACGUUUCGUACCAGAAUCUACCACUGCAACAUUAACAGUCAGGGAGUGAUCUGCCUUGACAUCCUGAAGGACAACUGGAGCCCAGCGCUAACCAUCUCCAAGGUGCUGCUGUCCAUCUGCUCUCUCCUCACAGACUGCAACCCCGCCGACCCUCUGGUGGGAAGCAUCGCCACUCAGUACACAAACAACAGACCGGAACACGACAGGAUAGCCAAACAGUGGACCAAGCGCUACGCCACAUAAUCCCCCGCUGCAAGGGAAGAGUGCUACUGAUGGAGGGAUGGCUCGGGGGAGAAGGCUGUAUAAUGGAGAGGGGAGGGUAUGUGGGUGGUGUAGGGGGUGGGAAUGGGUUCAGCUGUAGGAUAGAGUGUACAAGGAGUGUUUUAUGGUGGAAUUAAUGUCUUAUUUCCUGAUAUUGUCAUUUAACGUGAACCCUUUUGUUCCCCCUCUUUGGCCCAUGUAGAAUUUACUUUGGCAAUAACGAAUCUUAACGUGUCUUCCUUUUAUUUUGUUUGUUUUUCUUUCAGAUUUUGUAAAUUGAUUUUAGUUCAGGGCUUCAAAAGGGGCCAUCAUUAUCCAUCCUGAUUGCGUGUAAAAAAAAAUGUCAUCUGGUACAAUGUCUCACUGUACAAUGAAUUUCUCUCCCUCUGCUUAUUAAAGUUCCAUUCGACGUUCA